CUCAUAAAUGAAUUCACUGAAUCGCUCUGUCGAGCCGCAGCUAAUCCCCUUCUUGUCCCACCCAUAGUACCCAUAAUAUACUUCAACUGUAUUCAGGUUCCCGAAUUCUCUCAAAUCAUCCCUGCAGCUAUGGCAAGAGAACGUGCAAAGUUAUUGGUGCACCGUCUCAAAAGAGAAAUUCCGCGCCAGCAGUUUGAAGUCACGAUUAAAGCGUGUGUUGGGAGUUCCUCAAAAGCACUUUCUCAAGUGUCUAUCCAGCCGAUGAAGCGGGACUUCACCCAGUUACUCAAGGGGAACUUCGGUGGUGGAGGUAUGGAACGUCUGAACAAAAAGCUGAGCCAUCAGAAGAAAGGCAAAGAACGUAUGAAAAUGAUAGGUAAUGUACAAAUACCGAAGGAGGCAUUCCUAAAUGUGCUUAGAAACUAG
This is a messenger RNA of Cooperia oncophora, 426 nucleotides long. Lineage: Eukaryota; Metazoa; Nematoda; Chromadorea; Rhabditida; Trichostrongylidae. The record is from the annotation of a GenBank genome assembly.